CACGAUAACAAUCCGAGCCCUCCACGUUAGCAGAUAGCCUGCCCGGCGGAACUCGUAUAAUAGUUUGAUUCGGCCACGGCUGCCCCCAGACGGCCAACUUCAGCAAAUCAAGCUCCAAUUUGCUUCUUUGCACCUCUGUACGGUCGACUAAUUUCUCAUACUACCAAAUACUGUCGACAUUAUGAAUACUAAGGCGGCAAGCCAUGAAUUCGACCUGGUUAUCACCAACGGCGUGUGUGUGACGGCAGGGGACGUCGCUCCCUACGAUAUCGGUAUCAAAGACGGCAGAAUACACCUCCUCGCACCGUCUGGCUCUCUCAAUCGUGCCAACUCCGCCCGCAUCAUAGAUGCCGAGGGCGCAUAUGUUACACCAGGGGGCGUUGAUUGCCACGUCCAUCUCGAAGAGCCUGCCCUUUUCGGCCGGGGUUCUUCUUCGGACACAUAUGAGACCGGAACCCGAUCUGCCAUUGCCGGAGGCUGUACCACCAUCGUUACCUUUGCACCACAGAACAAGGUAGAGCCAUCCUUGCUCAAGGCCUUGGCAAACACGCACAUCAAAGCCAGAGGAAACAGCUACUGCGAUUACGGCUUCCAUAUCAUGGUCGGAAACCCAUCGGAACAAGCCCUGUCAGAGAUGAAGACGCUCGUCGAAAACGAGGGCGUGACAUCGAUCAAGAUCUACAUGACGUACACUGCCCUUCAACUCCGCGACGACCAGAUCCUCUCAGUUUUGCUUAAAGCCCGCCAAACCCGCAUGCUGACCAUGAUCCACGCUGAAAACGGCGACGUGCUCAACUGGUUGACCGACCAACUCGAGUCGCAGAAUCUCGUCGCCCCAAAGUUUCACUCUAGUUCGCGCCCACCAAUCCUCGAGACCGAGGCAACCAACCGUGCCAUUGCCCUGUCUUCUCUAAUCUCCAACACUCCUAUCCUCAUAGUCCACGUCAGCGAGCCUGGUGCUACCCUGCGCAUACGCCAGGCGCAGACCAACGGCCAGCCCAUCUUUGCCGAGACCUGUCCGCAAUACCUCUUCCUCACCCGCGACGACCUGGACGCCCCCGGCCUCGAGGGCGCCAAGUGCGUGUGCUCGCCGCCACCGCGCGACAAGGCAUCCCAGGACGCCAUCUGGACCGGGCUGAGCAACGGCACCUUUACCGUGCUGAGCUCAGACCACUGCCCGUUCAACUACGAAGACGCCGAGCGGGGCAAGAAGACGUGCAUCACCGUAGCACACCCGGCGGGGCGGUUCCGCGAGAUCCCCAACGGUAUCCCUGGCGUCGAGACGCGGCUGCCGCUCGUGUUCUCGUCCGGCAGGCUGCCCCUGACCAAGUUCGUCGAGGUCUCGUCCACCGGCCCGGCCAAGCUCUACGGCCUGUACCCGCGCAAGGGCGCCCUGCUCCCCGGCGUGUCCGAUGCCGACCUCGUCGUCUGGUAUCCCGAGGCCCGACGCCCGGACAUUGUAGUCAGCAAUGCAAUGCUCCACCACGCGACCGACUACACCCCCUACGAGGGCCGCGAGGUCGCCAACUGGCCGCGCUACACGGUGCUCCGCGGGAAAGUCGUCUGGGACAGGGAUGAUGGGGGUGUUCUGGGUCAGAAGACGUUUGGCCAGUUUGUCAAACGAGGGCCGAGCUUGCUGGGCCGGAUUUGGGAAACAGUGGACGAGCAGGGCGAGUUUGACGUGGCGGGCCUCUAAAGCCAAAUCUAACUCCAAGUUUGUCCUUAUCUUCCAUCAGCUUAUUUGAUAAGGGUGCUUGCAAAGUAUCUUGAUAUCAGUAAAUGAAGCGAUGCUAUCAUGCCACCACUCCACGAUCAAC
Lasiosphaeria miniovina is the source of this 1817-nucleotide messenger RNA. Its product is annotated as D-hydantoinase. Bases 182 to 1696 code for a protein of 504 amino acids. Gene Ontology annotation, cellular component: cytoplasm. Gene Ontology annotation, molecular function: hydrolase activity, acting on carbon-nitrogen (but not peptide) bonds. The transcript has 3 exons. The record is from RefSeq and is a predicted model, not a curated record. NCBI's taxonomy places the organism in Eukaryota, Fungi, Ascomycota, Sordariomycetes, Sordariales, Lasiosphaeriaceae.